Momordica charantia (bitter melon) is the source of this 2542-nucleotide messenger RNA. RefSeq lists its product as uncharacterized. Lineage: Eukaryota; Viridiplantae; Streptophyta; Magnoliopsida; Cucurbitales; Cucurbitaceae. Gene Ontology annotation, cellular component: outer membrane. The record is from RefSeq and is a predicted model, not a curated record.
GAAGGCCGGAGGCCCAAAAAUCUCUUUACCCGCGAGCCCCAAAACAUUUCACUCAGACGCGUCGCGUUCACGCGCGCUUUCUUCUACGAGCCGGACCAGUACGGCUGCCGAUGCUUCAAUCAGAAACCCUAGCAUAUUUCUUUAUUCAGAUCGAUCAACCAUCAUUUUCUCCCCGUUAUUUUGCGUUUCACUUCAUGGAUUUCAAUCUGAAGAAUCAAUCACUGUUCGCUGAAGCAGCAUUGCUUUUUUCUUGAAUCACCGUUCCCAAUAUUAUGCGGCGUUGUAUUUCAAGCUAGAACUGUAUUGUAUAUUCCUUCAUUUACGCAGAAUUCAAUUUCAGUUAAGAAAACUACUCCUUAACCACAGCGAAGAGUCAAGACUACUGCUGGAAUCGGGCUCAUUUCAGAAUUUUCGAGUAAGUUCAUUCGAGAAUUGAUAAAUUUUCGCUGUGUUUUAUCAUAGUUUAAAUGGCAAACUCUGAGGAAGUAGGAAAGGGUCCUGUUAGGCCGAAUUACGAGGAGGAGGAAGGAGACCGAGAGCCUCCCGAUUUCGAAAAUGGCAACGGAGAAGCCGAGGAUGGAGAUGAGGAAGUUGAAGGUGAGGAAGAAGACGAGGAAGACGAGGAUGAAAUUGACGAAGGACCGCUGCCGAGGAAGCAUAUUUCGGAUGCCUCCAGAUUGAUUGCUCAGAGGUCCAAGUUAGAGAACCUGAUUGAGCGAAUGAGGAAGGAGAAUGUCAAACUUCGGGUUCACGACAUUUUGAUCAAGGGAAACACGAAGACCAAGGAUUCUCUAAUCGAAGCCGAAGUGGAGGCUAUUAAGAACGCCUCAACCAUGCAAGAGCUGCUGGAGGCGGCAGGCGUAGCCAAUGCCAAGCUCCAGAGGCUUGAGAUCUUUGACUCUGUCAAGAUUACACUUGAUUCAGGCCCGCCGGAGCUCCCUGGUACUGCAAAUGUUGUUAUCGAGGUCGCUGAGACGAACAACCCUCUCUCUGGUGAAUGCGGUGCUUACACAAAACCUGCGGCUCGUUCGUGGACUUUUGAAGGUUCUGUUAAGUAUAAAAAUUGGCUUGGAUAUGGGGAUUUAUGGGAUGGCUCUUUGGCAUACGGUCCUAACCAAACAUCUGAGGUAAGUGCCGGUGUUUAUUUCCCAAGGCUGAAGCAAUUGGUGACUCCUUUGGUGGCACGGCUAUCCCUACUUUCCCAAGAUUGGUUGGAGUUUUCAUCUUACAAAGAGCGGUCAUUAGGUCUUUCACUUGGCCUAUAUUCAACAAGGUAUCAUGAUUUGGCAUACAACCUCGGAUGGCGCACCAUAACCGACCCUUCUCAAAUGGCAUCUAGGUCAAUAAGGAGACAGCUUGGACAUAGUUUACUUUCUUCUCUAAAAUAUACUUUUAAGGUUGACAAGAGGAAUUCAGUAGUGAGGCCGACUAGAGGAUACGCUUUUGUUUCUACUAGUCAAAUCGGUGGCCUUGCACCUGAUCAUCGGAGCUUGCGAUUCGUGCGCCAGGAAUUUGAUCUACGUUAUGCCGUUCCUUUUGGUUUUGACCGUGCUGCCAUGAACUUUGGAAUCUCUGCCGGCGUUGUCCUUCCUUGGGGUAAUGGAUUCAUGAACAAGCCAUCAUCCCUUCCGGAACGCUUUUUCUUAGGUGGUGAUUUCUCUCCAGUAUGCACCAUUGGAGGCCCAACAACUGUAUGGGGAUUUAAGACCCGUGGGAUGGGGCCUACUGAGCCAAGACGUGAAGUGAAAGAUAAAAAUAAUAGUGAAAACAAUGAUUCUCCUGGAAGGGAUUUUGUUGGAGGGGAUCUUGCAGUCACUGCUUUUGCUGAUCUUUCAUUCGACCUCCCAAUUCGCUGGUUAAGAGAACAUGGAAUCCACGGACACAUUUUUGCUGGGGCAGGGAACCUUGCAAAGUUGACUGAGAAUGAGUUCCGCAGUUUCUCUUUUCAGAAGUUCUUGGAAACUUUUCGUACCUCUGUAGGAGUUGGAGUUGUGGUUCCAACAAGACUCUUCCGCCUAGAGGGUAACUUCUACUACAUACUCAAGCAACAAGAGCACGAUCGUGGCAAAACUGGCUUUCGGUUUAGCAUUUCUGCUCCAUAAAUCUUGACUUCUGAUGAGGUUUGAUGUUGAAGAACUAUGAAGUAAGGCGGAAGUUAUGUCUUUCUGGCAAUUUGUUUCUUUUGCUCAUUGACUGGUGUCCUUGCUGAGUUCUCAGUUUGGACUAGAUGAAAAUUUUCCUUUCAAAACGUUCAUGAAAGUGAAAAAAAAGGAUAAAAAAAGAAAAAGAAAAAGAAAGUUUCUCUUCAACCAUUGAGAAUGGAAGAAUAAUAUAUGAUUUGUUAUGUGUAUUGGAACAGGCCACGGAAAUCUCCCUCACAAUUGGUUUCAUUCACCGGAUAAUUUUUAUGUCCUCCAUCAAUGAGACGAGACUAUUUCAUUUCAUACCCCAUAUGGUUUGUCAUUUUCCAUCUCUCGAAAUAUUUUUUUGCACAUUAUGAUCAAUUUUAUUUUGAAUAGAUUCUAAUACCAUUAUUUUGAAA